CGACGCGACCACGAGAGAGCACAGUCCAGGGAUUCAGUCAACAUGCCUGUGGCAUCAACCGGCACGGAGCCUGCGGCUGUGCCUCAGGUUCUCGACACCCUGAGCGAUAGCAACAGCUCCACCACUGCCAAUGACCUCGACCUCAUCUUCCUCAAGGGCAUCAUGGAGAGCCCUGUGGAGCCGGAGAUCCCGGGCGAGCCUCGUCUGGAGGCGGUGCGGGACAACAACGUGGAGCUGGUGCAGGACAUCCUGCGGGACCUGAGCCCCUUCACCCACCGCAGCAACACCGCCGCCGAGCUCGCCAGCAUCCUCAACGAGCCACACUUCCAGUCCCUGCUGGAGACUCACGACUCGGUGGCGGCCCAGACGUGCGAGACGCCGCCCUCCAGCCCGUGUGCGUUCAUCGAGGCGCCCGUCCCCACGCUGCCCCCCGUGCCCGCCGACGCCAUCAGGAUGGUGGGCAUCCGCAAGGUGGCGGGAGAACACCUGGGCGUGACGUUCCGCGUGGAGAAGGGCGAGCUGGUGAUCGCGCGCAUCCUCCACGGGGGCAUGAUCGACCAGCAGGGCCUGCUGCACGUGGGCGACAUCAUCAAGGAGGUGAACGGGCGCGAGGUGGCCAACGACCCGCGCGUGCUGCAGGAGAUGCUGCAGGACGCCAGCGGCAGCGUCGUGCUCAAGAUCUUGCCCAGCUACCAGGAGGCCCACCCGCCGCGCCAGGUCUUUGUGAAGUGCCACUAUGACUACGACCCGGCCAAUGACAACCUGAUCCCCUGUAAGGAGGCCGGCCUCAAGUUUGACUGCGGUGAAAUCCUCCUGAUCGUCAAUCAAGAAGAUGUCAACUGGUGGCAGGCGCGGCGCGUGGAGGGCGGCUGCACGGGGCUGAUCCCGAGUCAGCUGCUGGAGGAGAAGAGGAAGGCCUUCGUCAAGACGGACGUGGCGCUCUCGGCAGGUGCGCUGUGCCAUGGGAUCGGUGGGAGGAAGAAGAAGAAGAUGAUGUAUGUGACCACCAGGAACGCAGAGUUUGACAGGCAUGAGUUGCUGAUUUAUGAGGAGGUGGCGAAGGUUCCUCCGUUCCGUAGGAAGACGCUGGUUCUGAUUGGAGCUCAGGGGGUGGGUCGCCGCAGCCUCAAGAACAAGCUGCUGGUGUCCGACCCCCAGCACUACGGCACCACCAUCCCCCACACGUCCAGGAAGCCCAAGGCCGGCGAGAAGGAGAGCCUGAUGUACGCCUUCACCACGCGCAGCAAGAUGGAGGCCGACAUCAAGAACGGGCGCUACCUGGAGUACGGCGAGUACGACGGCAACCUCUACGGCACCAAGAUCGACUCCAUCCACGAGGUGGUGGAGGCCGGCCGCAUCUGCAUCCUGGACGUUAACCCACAGGCUUUAAAGGCUCUUAGGACGUCAGAGUUUCUGCCAUAUGUCGUGUUCUUCGAAGCCCCGGAUUUCGAGGUCCUCAAGGCCAUGAACAAGUCAGCCCUUGAGGCCGGUGUGGUGACCAAACAGCUGACGGAUCUGGAGCUGAAGAGGACUGCGGAGGAGAGUGCUCGGCUCAAGCAGGCGUACGGACACCUCUUCGAUGUCACCAUUGUCAACGAGAGCCUGGACGACACGUACCAAGCUCUCAAAUCCUCGCUGCAGACGCUGAAUGCAACUCAACAGUGGGUUCCGGUGGGAUGGGUCUUUUAAGGAGUAUGUGUGUGUGUGUGUGAGAGAGAUAGAGAGAGUGAGAGUGUGUUAUUUAUUUGGUAUUAUUACAGUUAUUUUAGUUACUAUUUUUUUGGUGACCAAAUAUUCAACAUUCCCAGCUCUGAUAUUUGUGUAUGUGUGAGAGAG
Messenger RNA from Sardina pilchardus (European sardine), 1836 nucleotides. It is a transcript of the gene mpp2a, whose product is annotated as MAGUK p55 scaffold protein 2a. Bases 43 to 1689 code for a protein of 548 amino acids. Gene Ontology annotation, molecular function: protein binding. Gene Ontology annotation, cellular component: plasma membrane; cell-cell junction. The record is from RefSeq and is a predicted model, not a curated record. The transcript has 13 exons. NCBI's taxonomy places the organism in Eukaryota, Metazoa, Chordata, Actinopteri, Clupeiformes, Clupeidae.